AUGCUUCCCACAAAUCCUUGCCACUUCCAAGGCUAUCAACGAGGAAGCGACAUCAAUCUUCCGCGAAACGAAUCCAUCAUGCAUUAUAUUCGGCGACGAAAAGCCAACCUGCGACCCCGGGAUGUACUUCUUUGGCAAGACGAUCUCGAAGAUGACACCCAGAACGGAGCUUGCUGGCCGACAGAACUCCUCCUUCGCGAUCAUCUAUGCUUCGUCAUUCGUCAAGAAGGAUCUGGAUGGGCGACUGAGUGUCUCUACUCGCUCUUCUCCUUUCUCCGCUGCAAUAGCACUGCUCUGAAGACUGUUACCUUCGUCUGCAGCGGCACCUCCUUCCUGAGCAAGGAUUGGUACAAGUCGUCACUUGUCCACAAAGUCCACUACGACAACAUGCUCUAUCCGAUUGCUCGGUUCUGCGCCAAAUUCAAGGUGCAGUUUGAGAACUUUCCAGCCAGUAUACCUGGUGCUGUGCAGGCUUUAGUAGACAAGCAUAGCGACCUUCUCAAAGUUGACAUCUCAGUCAGGGGUGAAAUUAUGGGCAAGCUGCUGGCGCAUGAUGAGAUUUUGACGACGAUGCUGCUCCAUCACCUUCCAGAUGCGCACGCAUUGUACACCGAUCUCAAGAACGAUUAUCAUUCUGCACUGGACAGCUUGGAUCUGGCGGAGGUCUGUGAGCGCAGGAUGAAGGAAGUUAUGGAUAAGUUCGAUGACUUUCUGAACGACAGAGACAUGGUCGCUCUGAUGCGGCGUGGCGAGCGCAUCAUCGGCGGGUACUCACAGGGAUUGGCAGAGGAAUUCUGGAAAUAUGACCACGCCCGACGACAGCUGAGCAGCGGCCAAGAUCUUCCGGUUGCGCUGGGCGGCUUGGAAGAGGGUCUGACAGGGCAACUGAAGGCCCCAGUCGGUAGAGAUUGUGAACUUUCCAUUGAAAUGAAGCCUCCUUUUCUCGCUCGACCCUCUUCACCAUAG
This is a messenger RNA of Pseudocercospora fijiensis CIRAD86, 966 nucleotides long. RefSeq lists its product as uncharacterized. The record is from RefSeq and is a predicted model, not a curated record. The transcript has 4 exons. NCBI's taxonomy places the organism in Eukaryota, Fungi, Ascomycota, Dothideomycetes, Mycosphaerellales, Mycosphaerellaceae. The coding region runs from base 1 to 966 and encodes 321 amino acids.